Rotaria socialis is the source of this 732-nucleotide messenger RNA. The record is from the annotation of a GenBank genome assembly. Lineage: Eukaryota; Metazoa; Rotifera; Eurotatoria; Philodinida; Philodinidae.
AUGGUUAUUUACAGUAUCAAAGACUUGAUGGGUCUCUGUACGGAUUAUGCACUUGAUGCACAAAUCCAAAAGAUCCUUUUUUCAUUCGAUUUAUGGAUUCCAAAAGCAGCUCGGGAAGUACAUAUUGAUAAUGUGGCACAGCAGCGACAUGCCACAGCUGCUUUCACUGGGUUUUGUCGAGCUCGAUCCCCAACAGGAAAUGACAGCACAAAUAAUAGUAAUAAUAUCACUAAUCGAUUACGUCGUCCAUUUGCAUUACGAUCCAUGUCGGCAGAAGUUUUUCCUCUCUAUGAAAAUGAUGCAAUGGCAACAAAUGUUAGUAAAACGAAUAGUAACAGUGAUCGUAUUACAUUACGUAAGAGUGUGAGUGUUAUGAAUAAAAAACAAAGGACUGGCAGUGGUCGUUCAUUAAUACGUGCUAAAUCAGAUAUGGCUGGUACUUUAACACAAAUCGUUCGAAAUUCGGAGCGUUACUUUAGUGAUGACCCAAAAACAAUUGCUGACAUUGAAGAACUCGCGCUCAAAUAUCUAUUCAAGCAAAAUGUCGGAUUCAUACGCGAAUUAUCUUACAAAAUAUCCGUUAAAAAAACAACACCAAAUAAAUAUCGAAAAUGUUCUCGACGUUGUUUUGAUGGGCAAUUACGGACAUGGCGUCGUCGUUUACAUCAAUUCGAUGAAGAAAGUAAACAAGAUACAACAGAUCCCAGUGAAAUCGAUGAUCUAAUUAUAUAA